GUAUGCGAUCAAACGGCAAUUUUCCAGGCGAGAAGUCACUAGCAUAAACUACGAUGAUCCGAUCGACAGUCUUCGUCGCUCUACUUGCAUCCAUCUCGGUGCACACCAGUCUUGCCGCACCGCGGGCUGCACCAGACAGCGUGCAGAGUGUUAUUUUCGCAGAGGAGACGGGGAGAUUUCUCGCGCUUAGUGCCAGCGGAAAAGUGUCCGCAAAUGCUGACAUGGGUAAGCAUUUUAGUUAUAUAGCUAGCUAGCUACUUACACUAACCCAAAGACGUACUUAGCAGCUAUAUAUAUAGUGGAUGAACAUUCUCGCGUAUAUAGCCGUACCUAAACACUACCUCAUUUAUAGAGCAGCUUCGCCCAUUCUGUAUAAGCAUGAUCAACUGAGCAGAAUGGAUACUGAGCUUAGGGUCAAUAUAACAGAAAAGCACCCUCGGCGAACUACGCAUGCGCGGUACCACUAAUUGAUGGGCUGGGCUUUUAGGCCUUAUACCAACCCUCGCUGCGCAUGCGCGUCGAGGGUUAAUUACAUUAUGCCAUGUAUCGAUUCAUCUGAGCCUGUCCUAAUGUGUACCAAAUAUUUCUUCACUUUGUCAGGAUCGCCCGAGGCAAACCUAUUCGUCUACUAUCUCUCCGACAACAUGAUACAACUUAAGUCGGCAAACCCGGAAAAAGAAUGCUACCUUGUAUUUGAGGACGGGGAAUUCAGAGCCGGGAAGGCAGACGAUAAGAACAGUAUCUUUGAGGUGGUCGGACAAGACGAGAGGGGCAGUGUUGGUCAAGUUGCUCUCCGCCCCGUCACAGCUACAGACUGCUAUCUUGGGUUUUCUAAUCCCGAAAGUGAACCCGCUUGCUACCCUUCCACUGAAUUAGCCGCAACAAGACUUGGAAUUUUCCAAUGAUGCACCAUAAUUUUAUGUAGCUAUAAUUAUUAUCUCUUUAUGUGUGUACAGUAUUGAAUACUGGGUAAUAAAUAGACUCUGCGUAAACACGCACGAAUUAACACACUUGAAUGGCGGGUAAAUGCGCAAUAUUAUUAUUAUUAUUAUUAUUGAGACUU
Geodia barretti is the source of this 1063-nucleotide messenger RNA. The record is from the annotation of a GenBank genome assembly. NCBI's taxonomy places the organism in Eukaryota, Metazoa, Porifera, Demospongiae, Tetractinellida, Geodiidae.